Molecule: messenger RNA, 384 nt
Organism: Vigna angularis (adzuki bean)
Lineage: Eukaryota; Viridiplantae; Streptophyta; Magnoliopsida; Fabales; Fabaceae
Exons: 2
Coding region: 1-384 (127 amino acids)
Source: RefSeq, a predicted model, not a curated record
AUGAGAAGAGCUCUGCUUUCCAAGAAUAAAGUGAAAUUUAUUGAUGGGUCCAUAAAGAAACCCCAGAAAAAUGACAUCCUGUAUGAUGCAUGGGAAAGGUGCAACAUGAUGAUAUUGUCUUGGAUAACCAAGACUCUUUCUCCACAAAUUGCCGAGAGUGUCAUAUAUGUGGAAGAAGCAAAAGAACUAUGGGAUGAAUUGAAAGAAAGAUUUUCUAAAGGUGAUCAUUUCAAGAUUUCAGACCUCCUUCAAGAUAUACACUCCAUUAGACAAGAAACAGCUAGUGGAAAGGCCAAGGACGGGGACCUGGACAGCGUGGUCAAGGAAGAGGAAGAGGUAGAAAUCCUAACUAUGGGAAACAAUGCUCUUACUGCAACAAGAUGA